AUGAAUGAUUGUAAGUUGCUAUCGGCAGAUGUUCCAGAUUCUCCUCUUUCCAAAGGUUCUUCGAAAGUCAAACGAUUCUGUUCUCCGGCAAGUCCAGUAACCAAGACCGCAGGUUGGGAUAGACUCCUUCAAAACUUAGCAAAGUUGCCAACAGCCUCUACUUCCAAAAGAGGUACGUCAAAUGCAAUUAGUGCAGAGACAUGGCAAAGCUUUGCUGCACACCAGAGUUCAAAACAUACCCAUGAGCAUCCAGAUGUGAUUCAGUUAUGUAGUCAAACAAACAAGAAUGUAUUUAGAAAAAUUGUAAGCUUUACCUAUUUUGCCAAGUUAAGCCCAUUAUUUACAGAUAUAUGGCCUAAAUCUACUUGUGAUGAAAACACCGGAUACCUACCUCCUCAUUCUUCUACCCUUUUACUCACGAUGUGUGCAACUGCAUUAGGUUUAUGGAAGGGAAAAGUACCCCAGAAUGGAUUAGAGAAGAUGGACAACGAAAUACUAUUUGAUAAUCUGCUGCUUUUGAUAUGCACAUUCAAAUAA
This is a messenger RNA of Echinococcus granulosus, 537 nucleotides long. RefSeq lists its product as hypothetical. The transcript is spliced from 5 exons. The record is from RefSeq and is a predicted model, not a curated record. NCBI's taxonomy places the organism in Eukaryota, Metazoa, Platyhelminthes, Cestoda, Cyclophyllidea, Taeniidae. The coding region runs from base 1 to 537 and encodes 178 amino acids.